This is a messenger RNA of Tupaia belangeri chinensis (Chinese tree shrew), 930 nucleotides long. It is a transcript of the gene OR4X1, whose product is annotated as olfactory receptor family 4 subfamily X member 1. Gene Ontology annotation, molecular function: olfactory receptor activity; G protein-coupled receptor activity. The coding region runs from base 1 to 930 and encodes 309 amino acids. The transcript has a single exon. Gene Ontology annotation, cellular component: membrane. The record is from RefSeq and is a predicted model, not a curated record. NCBI's taxonomy places the organism in Eukaryota, Metazoa, Chordata, Mammalia, Scandentia, Tupaiidae. Gene Ontology annotation, biological process: G protein-coupled receptor signaling pathway.
AUGGCUGCUACAAGCAAUGUGACUGAAAUAAUUUUCUUGGGAUUUUCUCGGAACCGGGAUGUUCAGAAGGUCAUCUCUGUGGUAUUUCUCCUCCUGUACACAGCCAUUGUGUUGGGCAACAGUCUUAUUGUGAUAACCAUCAUGGCUGGCAAGGUGCUGACUUCCCCCAUGUAUUUCUUCCUCAGCUACCUGUCCUUUGUAGAGAUCUGUUACUGUUCUGUCACAGUUCCUAAGCUCAUCUUUGACUCUUUUAUCGAGAGGAAAAUCAUUUCCCUCAAGGGUUGUAUCACACAGAUAUUUUUCCUCCAUUUCUUUGGUGGCACUGAGAUCUUCCUCUUGACAGUGAUGGCCUAUGACCGCUAUGUGGCCAUCUGCAAGCCCUUGCACUACACCACCAUCAUGAACCAGCGAGUGCGUCACCUCCUGGUGGGUGCUGCAUGGGGUGGGGGCUUGCUGCAUUCUGUCGGGCAAACCUUCCUCAUUUUCCAGCUGCCCUUCUGUGGCCCCAAUCUCAUUGAUCACUACUUCUGUGAUGUCCACCCAAUGCUAAAAUUGGCCUGCUCAGACACCUUUCUCAUUGGGCUGCUAAUCAUCACCAACGGUGGCUCUAUUUCGGUAAUCAGCUUCGUGGUGCUGCUUGCUUCAUACAUUGUCAUCCUGCAUUCUCUGAGGAGCCACACCUUGGAAGGACGGCGCAAGGCACUUUCCACCUGUGCCUCUCAUGUUGCAGUGGUGGGCCUCUUCUUCAUACCCUGCUCCUUUGUCUACAUGAGGCCCUGUGUCACCCUCCCUGUGGACAAGAUAGUUGCUGUGUUUUAUACAGUAGUCACGCCUCUUUUAAACCCUGUCAUUUAUUCCUUCAGAAAUGCCGAAGUGAAAAAUGCCAUGAAGAGACUCAUGGGAAGGAAAGUGAUUUGGGAAGAAAAAUAG